CUUGUUUCCCGGAGACCGGCGGCCAUUUUCACUCCACUUCUGCGAGAGGGAAGAUAGCUGUGCUCCGCGAUGGCCGACUACUCUAGCGUGGCUCCUCCGUCCAGCGGCUCCGGCGCGGGCAUGAACGACGCCUUUAAGGACGCCCUGCAGAGGGCUAGACAGAUCGCUGCGAAAAUUGGUGGUGACACUGGUGGUGCACCUCCACCAGCUACGAAUGAAUUUGGAUAUCCAGGCCAGAAAAGGCCGUUGGAAGAUGCGGAUGACUCUUGGACAAGUCUGAGCAGUAGAAAACACUGGAAGGGAUUGCCCCCUCCUUUUGAAGAUCAGCCGGAAACAAAGAAGGUUGCUUCACAGAAUGAUCCUUAUACUUCUCCAAUGGGGGGGAUGAAUGCACCUCAGAGGUCUGUUUCUGAGGAGUUCAAGGUUCCGGAUGGAAUGGUUGGAUUCAUUAUCGGUCGAGGAGGUGAACAAAUAUCUCGCUUGCAGCAAGAAUCUGGAUGCAAAAUACAGAUUGCCCCAGACAGUGGUGGUCUGCCAGACAGAUCUGUGAUGUUAACAGGUUCUCAUGAUUCAAUCCAGACUGCGAAGAGGUUGCUCACUGAAAUUGUAGAGAAAGGAAGGCCUGGACCAGUCUUCCACCAUUCUGAUGGGCCGGGAAUGGCAGUUCAAGAAAUUCUUGUUCCUGCCUCCAAAGCUGGCCUGGUGAUUGGAAAAGGUGGCGAAACCAUCAAACAGCUGCAGGAACGUGCUGGAGUGAAAAUGGUAAUGAUUCAGGAAGGCCCGCAAAACACGGGGGCAGACAAACCACUUAGGAUUUCAGGCGAUCCCUUUAAAGUGCAGCAAGCCAAAGAAAUGGUGAUGGAGCUCAUCCGCGAUCAAGGAGGGUUCAGAGAACAGCGGAAUGAGUAUGGAUCCCGAAUGGGAGGAAGUGACUGCAGCUUAGAUGUUCCCGUGCCAAGGUUUGCAGUUGGAAUUGUUAUAGGCAGAAAUGGUGAAAUGAUCAAGAAGAUUCAGAAUGAUACUGGUGUGAGGAUUCAGUUUAAACCAGAUGAUGGAAGUACUCCAGAAAGAAUUGCUCAGAUCAUGGGACCCCCUGACAGAUCUCAGCAUGCUGCAGAAAUAAUCACAGAUCUCCUACGCAGUGUUCAGGCCGGUGGUCCACCUGGACCAGGAGGAAGGGGAAGAGGAAGGGGUCAGGGCAACUGGAACAUGGGCCCGCCUGGAGGGCUUCAGGAGUUCAGUUUCACGGUCCCCACCAUGAAAACUGGGCUCAUUAUUGGGAAAGGUGGUGAAACGAUAAAAAGCAUAAGCCAGCAGUCCGGUGCCAGAAUAGAGCUACAGAGAAAUCCUCCCCCUAAUGCAGACCCGAGCCUGAAGAUGUUCACAAUUCGUGGAUCACCACAACAGAUUGACUAUGCCAGGCAGUUGGUUGAAGAAAAGAUUGGAGGUCCCGUCAGUCCCUUGGGUGGUCCGCACGGCCCGCCAGGGCCUCAUGGAGGUCCGGCUCCUCAUGGCCCCCCUGGGCCUCCUGGGCCACCUGCUCCAAUGGGUCCUUACAAUCCCGGGCCCUACAACCAGGGCCCGCCUGGUCCUCAUGGUCCCCCUGCACCGUACCAACCACAAGGAUGGGGGAAUGGCUUUCCUCACUGGCAGCAAGGACAGCAGGACCCCGGGAAGGCAGCAGCCGAUGCGAACGCAGCAGCAUGGGCAGCUUAUUAUUCUCAGUAUCAGCAGCAGCCGCAAGCCCCGAUUGCAGCUGCCAGCGCUGCUCCGGGCUCUGCGCAGACAAAUGGACAAAGUGACCAGCAGAAUCCAGGUCAGAGUGGACAGGCAGAUUACACGAAGGCCUGGGAGGAAUAUUACAAGAAAUUGGGUCAACAGGGACAACAGCCACAGGACUAUACAAAGGCUUGGGAAGAGUACUAUAAAAAGCAAGACCCAAAAGGUCAGGCGGCUCCGGCUGCUGCUGCUGCUACCCAGGCAGGCGGCCAGCCUGAUUACAGCGCAGCGUGGGCUGAGUACUACAGGCAGCAAGCGGCGUACUAUGGGCAGGCCAGCCCCCAGGCCAUGCCCCCACAUCCUCCUGCACCGCAAGCACAGCAGGGCCAGUAAUGUGAAGUGGACAUAGAGUAUUUGCUUCAUUGUCGAAAAACCUUUGUUAAAUGUAUGGAUGCAGACGACUUGAUGAAGAUCUUAAUUUCUUUGGUUUAAAACAGUGUUCGAAAGAGUACGUAAAAAACACCGAAGGCAAUUUUCCUGUAUAAGAUGAACGGUUUGUUUUUAGUAUGUGGUUCAUAGAUUUGGACAUUCCAGCUCCUGUAUUUCAUCAUUAAUUAUGUGGUCAAUGCUCAUGUUUAUGAAACUGUAGUAAUUUCCAUGUAAAUCAUCUCGUUUUUUUAAAAAAUGCCUGUUUUUUGUGUUUUGCAAUAAAACAAAAUGAAACCUCCUGUGUUGGUAAGUUGGGUGGAAAUAUGGGUAAUUCUCAGCCUUGCAAGUUAAGUUGUAGUUCUGCCCUAAGGUGUAUAUGAAUGUCUGUUACAGACUGUACAGAUUUGAUGACAUUUUAAGUUUCGAGUUUUUCUUCGCUCACCCUAAAAAGUUAAUGGCUCUGAGUUUUUAUUUGAAGUUUUAAGUCUACAAAAAUUUUUAUUGGUAUUUAAAACAUCUUAAGAAAUGAAAGGAAUGUUGCAGUUUUUCACUUAAGUACCUGUUUUGUUUUAGCCUUGUCUAUUCUAUAGGCUUUCAAUAUAGUGAUUUAGGACCAGGCCAGUGUGCAUGUAGUUAUGGAGGUAGUGGAUAUCAACAUGAUACACCUGAAAUUACAACCUAGUUCUGUAGUAUUUUUUCAAUGUACUGUAUAUGAACAUUACCUGUUUGCUGACUUGAGGUAGUCUGAACUGUUUAUAAUAAGAGAACAACUUUUUCCCUCACAGGAAAGAUUAGAAAGGUGGUAAGAAAGCAAAAAGUAUUCUUUAUGAAAUGUUCCCUUAAAUGUGACUUCAUGAACAUCAUAGUCAAAUUGCUGCUUUUUUACAGCACAGGUAAAUGUGUUCUUAUAUUAACAGUAAUUGUCUUUGCAAAAGUACUGAUUUUUUUCCCCCAUCUUGGUGUCUUAAAGCCACUGUCUGCUUUGUAUAUAUUUGCUGGCUUUUUGUUAUGAUUAAAGGAAAAACGUGAAUGCAGAAUCAAUUUGCUUUGCCAUUGUCCUUUAAAGUGCAUCCAGCGUAGGUCUAGAUUUGUAGGGCUGAGGAGGCCUACGCUGUACACCAUCCUUGAUUUGUUCCAUCAAGGAGCACUUUCAAUGUAAGUACAAAAUCACAAAUAUAAUGGAUCCGAAGUCCUUUUGCUUUCAAUGUAUUUCUUUGAGAGACUGAAAAUGUAGUGUUUUGACUAGCAGUGAAGUAUUGCUUUUAUUUAAAAAUAGGAUCCUUUCUAUUCAUAGGUAAGUAUCCAAAUAUUGAAACACGUUUAUUGCAACUGUUACCAUGACACCUUUCCUUAAGUUCCAAGUUUAAAUGUAAUCAUUUGAAGGUCGUGUUUUGCAAUGUUAACCGAAAAGUGCAGAAUUCUCUUAGUUCUAGCACUUAGGCUACCGCAUACGUAAUUGGUACUGUAGACUGUUUUGUAGGCUACCAUCUUUUUUUUUAGAAAUGCUUGCCGGUUUGAUCCAUCCCUUUCAAUACGAUGAAAUGUUACAAUAGAAGGCUUUAGUAACUACUUUUUUAAAUAUUAUAGGGUGCACAGUGUAGUAUGUGGCAGGAUUUCUGUUUACAGGAAAGCGAUUUAUAAUACCAUGUAACUGAUGAUAAAGAUUGAAAUUAGAAAAGUUUUUGGUUGUAGAUUCUCACUUCUUGCGCAUAAUGAUAGGACUGUUUACUCUAAUAAGAUCAUUUAACAGGAUGCAUUUAAUGCACUUAAUGAAUAAGCAGCUUCAGAAUUGGAUUAGAAAAUAUAAAGUAAGCACUUCUAGAAAGGCUCUAUAAAAUGAUAGAAGAAGUACUCCGCUGAGUUGUUUUGAAAUGCCAUUGUUUUAAGUACGUUUAUACUGGAGGCUGUUGAACUGAUUCAUAAUUGAAUGAUUGAAUUUUUUAUUGAUGGCAAACAGUGCAAUAUUUAAUCUUUGCAGUGUGACCCAGACCUUUCACCUUAGGUUCUGCUGCAGUUUAACAGGUAAGCAUAACCUAAGGACAACAGUGUUUGAAAUAUGAAUGACUUGAAUGACUUGCCUUGUAGUGACAUGCAUACUUUUGUCAUUUUUGUUCUGCGAAAAUGUUGAAGCUGUUAGGGAUGUGUUAAAUCAUUUGGUUCAAACUGUGACCUUGGAGAAAAAAGAAUCAGAAGAAUAGCAACAGCCUUCAUGUAUUUUUCAUAUUAAUGUGAUGAACAUCAAUGAAUUGCAUGGCAUUGAAUUGAUCGUAUUCAAAACAUGAAGCCGAAGUUUAAGUAUUUGUUGCAAUAUAGUUAAAAUGUGCAUUUCUUCUCCCUUGACUGCAAUGACUUUUAAGCAUAGCUUUAUAGUAUAUCACUUGCUGGUUCCUUUUUAAUUCUUAUGUGCAGUUUUAUCAUUUAAUGUAGAUAUUCUAGAACAAGCUUUAUUAUGAUAAUUUGUAUACACUUAGGUUUCUGGUAAGUCUGAUUUGUUUAGUGUAACCUUUCAGAAUGCUUUGAGAAAAUAGGUAUUGCUUUUGUUUCUAUCCUUAGUGUCACUGCAAAACAUUGCAUGCAGUUUGUUGCUAGUAUUUGAAAAUAGUAAUGCCGUAUAAUUUACUUGUGUAUUAUUGGUUUGAAACAUGUAAUGCCCCAUUUUUGUAGUGUUCAUACAACUUAAAAAUGCUGCCUUCAUUUUCACACACAGUGUUGAAGAUGCUGCGAGCAUAGUUCAUAGAAUCAGGCCCUGAGAAUAGUUUGUCCCUAAGGAGGAAUCCUUUGAGUGUAUUCCACUGGUGAACGUAGACCAUUCAAGGGCUCCAGUUAUAAGGUAAACUUAAGGAACUGUUAUAACUGAGAAAUUAAUGUUCUUUCUGUUAGUUUAGGGUCUGUCUUCAAGUACAUGCUUUUUUGUGUUUUUGAAAUUAUGAUUUAAUGUUCUAAAAUGCAAUAUUUUUCUAUCAUAUAAUGUUAGGUGAUUAAUGUCUUAUAGUUUUUUUUAUAAAUGUAGAUAUUAACAUAUGCUUUUAACUGGCGGUACUCUGACAAAUCUGGAGACUCAUGAAAAGUUUGCUUUAGGCAGUUAAAGAUGGUUAGAAUUGAAACUUUUUUUCCCUCCAAGUUCUAAUGAAAAGUUUAAGAUUUUGGCAAUGAAUUGGAUAGAAUAAAUUCUGUCAGUAUUUAAGAACUUGCAAGUUUCUACACUUUGCCCAUUCGAGUGUUUGGCUGCAUAUAUUUUAUUUAUAUGCAUGUGAGAUGCUGUUUCCUUUUGAGGAAAGUGUUCUCAGCAGAAAAUGCCUGGGGUGUAGAAAAGAAGACAAAACAGGAGCUGUACUGAGAAAUAUCCAAAAGGGGAGCAUGCGUUAGAGGUAACCAAUGGUGACGUGCUGUGUAUAUUCCACAAUGUACUUUCAUAGAUGAAACUGUUCAAGUUUUGAGUGUGCAACUUUGUUCCUAUGUUAAAAAAAUAAACUUGUAUUAGUUGAAAGACUA
This is a messenger RNA of Lepisosteus oculatus (spotted gar), 5640 nucleotides long. Lineage: Eukaryota; Metazoa; Chordata; Actinopteri; Semionotiformes; Lepisosteidae. The record is from RefSeq and is a predicted model, not a curated record.